GCGCGCUCGCACGUUGGCGCGCCGACCCGGGGGCGUCCUGCAGCGCCAGCCGCGCCUCGGCAGCCCGCGGGGAAUGGCCCACGGCGACGCCGGCCGCCGCCUGUGACCGUCUGCGGCCCUCGGAGCGGCGGCCGCGCCGGCGCCGAGCCCGAGGGACCCGCGGCCGCCGCCUCCGCCGACCCGGUGGCCCGAGGCACCCAGCCAUGACUCUCGUGCUGCCCAUGAACCCGUUCCGAGAGGCCAUGGUCUCAGAAGGAGCAGCAGAGGUCACCAGCUACCACGCACUAUGGGAGGCUGCCGACAGCUGUAGGGGCACCAGUCCCCCAAGGCCAGCACCGGCCCUUGUGGAGGAAGAGAGGAGGGCCGGGCCCCCCCUGGCAGAACCCCACUACCGAGGAAUUUCAGCUCCUCUGACAGCAUCCAAGAUCACGUACUUUAAGAGGAAGUUUGUGGAAGAGGAGGAGUGCCCCCCGCCGCUCAGCCGCUGCAGCCAUCAAACCAUCUCUGUGUUGGAGGAGCGUGCCCACAUCCUGUACAUGUCCUUGGAGAAGCUCAGGUUCAUCGAUGACCCUGAGGUGUACCUCCGGCGCUGCUCCCAGCAGGCAGACUUGGGAGGGGGGACCGUGCAGCUCUGCAGUGAGGAUGUGCAGAUGCCCACGAGCGAUGUUUUUGCCACCGGUGCCUGGUCUCUCAGGGCUCCGGAAAAGCUCAAGACCAGCAACACCAUCAGUGCCAGCAGUGGGGACGGGUGCCCCCACAGCCUGGAGGCUGCACGGGACCACCUGGCUUUUGAGUGCAGAGGGCAGUUCUGCGACUACUUUGAGGCUGGCUGCAGUGGUAGGAGCCCAGCAGCAAGUGGGCCCUGGAGGAAGCCACAGCGCAGGAAGGAGGUGGCGCCUGUCGCCAGCAGGCCGUGCUGGAGCGCGGGCAGCAGGAUGUGAAGCACGCGUCCCAGGACAUGGAAGCAUGUGCAGCAUGACCCCUUCGCACUCAUCGAUGUUAUGUCAAUGGACUUUCUAGUUUUGUACGACGAGGUGGUUGUGCUGUGAGCCUGAGAUGGGCUGCGUCCAGAGCAGCUUCUCCGGGUGGGCCUUUACCCACAGGAAGCGGCCGGCAAGUGGACCUUGGUCUUCUGUCAAGAGAGGUCAGCCAAGUGGCCCAGGGGACAAGGUACCCUUGUGCAGUUUCCAGGACCCCCAUGCAG
Molecule: messenger RNA, 1204 nt
Organism: Sorex fumeus (smoky shrew)
Lineage: Eukaryota; Metazoa; Chordata; Mammalia; Eulipotyphla; Soricidae
Gene: SERTAD4
Product: SERTA domain containing 4
Exons: 5
Coding region: 204-941 (245 amino acids)
Cellular component (GO): nucleus
Source: RefSeq, a predicted model, not a curated record